Molecule: messenger RNA, 1656 nt
Organism: Diaporthe citri
Lineage: Eukaryota; Fungi; Ascomycota; Sordariomycetes; Diaporthales; Diaporthaceae
Exons: 2
Coding region: 1-1656 (551 amino acids)
Biological process (GO): transmembrane transport; basic amino acid transport
Cellular component (GO): fungal-type vacuole membrane
Molecular function (GO): basic amino acid transmembrane transporter activity
Source: RefSeq, a predicted model, not a curated record
AUGGAAAACACACCAAAUGAAUACACGCCACUUCUCAAGCCCGCCGGGAAUGGCUACGACACUGAAUCGCAUCCCGUGCCACCCGAGCAUCAAACGAUAUCAGCUCCCCAAGACGACGAGACAAUAGUCAAGCCCCAAGAGCUGCCGUUCAGUAGACUUGCCAUCAUCUUCUCAACUGCCUGGAUAGGCGUCUUUCUUGGGGCCGUCGACUCCAGCGUCAUUGUGACUCUCACCGCGCCCAUCUCCAGCGAGUUCCAGUCUCUCAGCUUGCUCUCAUGGCUGGCCAGCGCAUACCUCAUCUCCAACGCCGUCUGCCAACCAAUCUCCGGCCGCCUGACAGAUAUUUUCGGGCGCGGACCCGGUUUGGUCUUCAGUCACAUAUUCUUCUCUGCCGGUAAUCUUAUCUGUGGAUACGCCAAACACGAGUCGCACCUCAUUUUCGGCCGGGCCAUCGCUGGAAUUGGCGGCGGUGGACUGAUGAGCAUUGCUACUUUCUUGGGGUCCGAUUUGGUCCCCUUGAGGAAGCGAGGUGUGGUUCAGGGCAUCCUGAAUCUAUGCUUUGGGUCGGGAGCCAUGAUGGGUGGCGUUUUUGGCGGUCUCCUCAACGACUAUAGCAGCCAAGGCUGGAGACUUGCAUUCAUCGUUCAAGCUCCUCCAUCUCUGAUGGCGGCUGUGGCUUGCUACUUCUUUAUCAAAACACCACCGAAGCAGUCAAACAAAUCUUAUCUGGGGCGUAUAGAUUUCGUUGGAGUCUUUCUUAUUACCUCUUUCCUCGUUCUGCUCCUCGUGGGCUUGAACGCGGGCGGGAAUAUUGUCCCUUGGAAUCAUCCAUUGCCUCUCACGACCAUUCCCCUAUCCGUUGUUGCAUUCUUCAUGUUCGUUUGGUGGGAAUCGAGGGCAAGGCAACAUAUCAUUCCAGUGAGACUCUUACUGGAACGGACCGUGCUUGCUGCUUGCUUGUCGAACUGCUUGUGCACCAUGGUCAUGUUUGCUCUACUCUUCUACGUUCCUUUGUAUCUGCAAAUUCGCGGGAGCACGGCGACAGAAGUUGGCCUACUCAUCCUUUUUUCCCCAAUGGGAACUUCAAUCAGCUCCCUUGGGGCAGGGAUCAUCAUGAACAAGACCGGAAAAUACAACGGACUGGGUGUUGCCAGCCUGAUCAUCAUGAUCGCUGGAGUCAUUGUCUUUGGAUUUCAUGACGAGAACACCCAGGGCUGGUUGACAGCCAUGGUCUUCUUCCUCAUUGGAACUGGUUACGCGUCUCUGCUGACGACUACUUUACUGGCUUGCAUCGCUGCCGUGGAUCACGCUCACCAGGCUGUUGUCACUUCUGCCACCUAUUUGGCCCGAAGUAUUGGAAGCACAAUUGGCAUCACCAUCAGCUCAGCAGUGUUCCAGAAUGUUCUGAAUUGUCAGCUAUGGAAAAGAUUUGGGGACUACCCAGACGCAGCGGAAGAGAUUGCGCGCAUUCGGAACAGUAUUGCGGAGCUCAAAAACCUUCCGGAUGGGUGGUAUGCGGGAGUCAUGAAAUCUUUCAUGGAUGCAUUUCAUGCCGUCUUCCUUACACUGCUGGGGCUUUCAGUUCUGGGCUUGGUGUGCGUAUCGCUCAUGAGACAACACACCCUGCACUCAAGCAUGGACCGAGAUGGGCGAUAA